UCUGUCGGAUCCUCCGUGUUUUGGACCCUGGUCGGUGGUGAAAACACAAUGUGACGUGGCUAAAACUGUCUUAGACAAAACGAGUGAGAAAACCUCGCACAUUGAACUGUUUACAAGGCGUUUAAGAAACAGAAGUGCAAACCGAAAUAAAGAAGAUAAACCUGUCUGGUUGUGGUUGGUUUUGGGAAGGAAGCUGUCAGCAGACUGAGGUGACGUGAACUGCUAAGUUAGCAUCAAGACGUUGACAGGAGGAAAAAGGAAUGUGCUGAGGCAUCGAGAUGUCAAACAGUGAAGCAACAGCGGCAGAGGGUCCAGAGGUGGCACCAGAGAUUCAGGAUGCCUCUCCUGCCGAAACGCCCGACAGCUCCCCGCAGACCGCACCUGACAUCACGACUGAUGUGGCCCCGACAAGGAAAGCCAGGAGGAGACCAGAAGCCAAACCUGCAGCCGAAGAGGCGGAGAUGCUGAAAGUAGAGGAGCAGCCGGCAAAGACAUCCAGUGAGUCCACUGUGUCUCAGGGUGGUUGGGGAUACUGGGGCAGCUGGGGCAAAUCCAUCUUAUCCACAGCAACAGCUACUGUGUCUACUGUGGGCCAAGGGCUCACUCAGGUAAUAGAGAAGGCAGAGACAUCUUUGGGAAUCCCCAGUCCGACCGAACUCUCUGCACAAGUUCAGGAGGAGCAGAAAGAGCAGGCUGAUGCCAGCAGUGAGACGGACAAAGCAGCAGCUGAUGGAUCGGCAGUGGUGGGCAGUGCGAUGGGAAUGCUGUCGUCACUCACCAGCGUCGUCCAGAGCACAGGGAAAACAGUGAUAACGGGCGGUUUGGAUGCUCUGGAGUUCAUCGGGAAGAAGACGAUGGACGUGAUAGCAGAAGGCGAUCCUGGCUUUAAGAAGACCAAAGGACUGAUUAACAGGAACUCCACUCUGUCUCAGGUGUUGAGGGAAGCAAAGGAGCGGGAGGAGCUGCAGACAGCAGAGAAAGAGUGGUCAGAAUCUGGGAAGAAGGUGGUCGCCCACUAUGGGAUGCUGUUUGAUGAAUUUCAGGGUCUGUCACACCUCGAGGCACUGGAGAUGCUGGCUCGAGAUAGCGAGUCUAAGGUGAAGUCGGUGCUGACCACUCUGUCAGGAGAUGAGCUGGUUCAGCUCAGGGAAGAGCUGGAUCUCAUCAAGGACUCUUUCUCCCUGGUGGAGUUUGAUGAUGAGGAAGUGGACGAGAAGAAAGAUGAAGACGGCACAGAGUUUGAGAGGGAGUUAACGGAGGCCUUGGAGGGUCUCAGUGUCGCUGCAACAGCUGAAAAACUCAGCAAGGCCUGUAGGAGCACCUGCAGCCAAAUCACUGACAUGACCAAACCACCAGAGAAGGAGGAGAGCGAGGAGGAAAUAAAGAAAACACUCUCUGUAGAGGAGAUUCAUGCUGCAGCCAUCAGAAGUCUUGCAGAGCUAACGGCUCGAUCCAUCGAGCUUUUCCACAAACUGGCUGAGAUGAUCCUCUUCUCCAACGGCAGAACAGAGGCCAGCGUUCUGUCACAGUUAACUGUUGUCCUGUGUAAAGAAAUCUCAUUGCUUUCCAAGAAGUUCACCUGCUGCUUAACAACCGCAGGGUCAAAUGAGAAGGGAGACGUCCUCAACCCUCUGAUAACAGGAGUCUUUUUAGAGGCGUCCAACAGCGCGUCUUACAUCCAGGAUGCUUUCCAGCUGCUCAUGCCCAUACUGGAGAUCUCCCACAUUCAGAGGAGAGAGUCCACAGAGCAGUGACCAGCUGAUGACACAUCUUUAAAACUGUUUUAGAAAAUUCACCUGUGUCAGCUCUUACCAUGUCUGGUAUUUCAUCUCAGGACACAAUCAAUUUACAGCUGCGAGGGAAAAGCCUGUUUUUGUCCAACAGUGUUAACUUUUUUGCAUUUGUGAAAUGUGAAGCACAGUAGAUGGACUCACUGAAGUACAGCGUGGCGAAGGUCUGGCUCUACCAGAUAAGGACAACAAAUGUGUUUGUGAUAAACAUCCUCCUUAUAGUUCAACAUGUACACUACUUUUCUUUUUUUCUGACAGCACUUUCUGUGCUCUUAACUUAAAAAUGUCAAUUCUGCCUCGGAGAUCACUUAAUAAAAAGACAUACAGGAUGGAAA
Messenger RNA from Micropterus dolomieu (smallmouth bass), 2125 nucleotides. It is a transcript of the gene fam114a2, whose product is annotated as family with sequence similarity 114 member A2. NCBI's taxonomy places the organism in Eukaryota, Metazoa, Chordata, Actinopteri, Centrarchiformes, Centrarchidae. The transcript has 14 exons. The record is from RefSeq and is a predicted model, not a curated record. The coding region runs from base 279 to 1754 and encodes 491 amino acids.